CAGGAAACGGUGCGACCUGACGUUAUCUCGAGCCACGCAAAGGCGGGUAUCUGUCAAACAUAUGCAUUAAUUAUAUUUAUAUUUCUACAAUUCCGUGUUUUAUUUAUCGUCGGCUCCGCUGCUGCAAGGCCCAAACUGUAAGCUGGUUGAUCUACAUGGCUGUUCACAUCAAUAUUAAACAAAUGGGCAUGUGACCAAGGACUAGGUUCUACAGCAUAUGAUCUGGACCAGUGGAAGAGGCCAAAAUCAAUCAGAGGUAAAUUAUUUCAAAGUGGUCGAUUGGGAGUGAACAGUCAUGACAACAAAGACAUCCCUGCUGAAAGUCAUUCUGCUGGGUGACGGUGGUGUAGGAAAAAGCUCCAUCAUGAAUCGAUAUGUCACCAACAAGUUUGAUGCGCACCUAUUCCACACCAUCGGUGUUGAGUUCCUCAACAAGGACCUGGAGGUAGAUGGCCACCAGGUUACCCUGCAGAUCUGGGACACUGCUGGCCAGGAGCGCUUCCGCAGCUUAAGAACUCCUUUCUAUCGUGGCUCUGACUGCUGCCUGCUCACCUUCAGUGUAGAUGACAACCAGAGUUUUCUCAACUUAUGCAAUUGGAAGAAGGAAUUCAUCUACUACGCAGAUGUCAAGGAGCCAGAAAAGUUCCCAUUUGUAGUCUUGGGCAACAAACUGGACGUGACAGAGAGGCAGGUGUCUGCUGAGGAGGCUCAGCGAUGGUGCCAGGAGAACGGCGACUAUCCCUAUUAUGAGACCAGUGCCAAGGAUGCCACCAAUGUAGCAGUGGCUUUUGAGGAAGCAGUGCGUAGAGUGUUGGCAAUGGAUGAAAGAACGGACCACCUCAUCCCCACAGACACAGUCAAGCUCCACAGAAAGCCUCGCUCUGCCACAACUUGCUGUUCAUAACGUCCAGGAGUUAUCACUAACCUUAAUUUGCUGUUAUGCCUGUAAUGUGAUGAGGCUGUAGGUGUACGAUGCUCUAGUAACAUCUUAUUUAAACAAAUUAUACUACUGGCUUUGUGAUUUCUUAUACUGUUGAAGGUUUGAUAAUGCUAAUAACUGGACUUAUGUGUAAAGAGAAAUGAAACACUAAAUUCAUCCCAGUCUAAGUACAAAUAAACAUGAACACGCUGAAUCACUCACUCAGCUAUGCCACAGUUCAAAGGUCAGGCUUUAAAAGGAUAGCAGAAAAACAGGCUAUAUUUUGUGUUAGCCCAGGAGUAGCUGUGGGGGAACUAAAAUAUGUUAUGACAGAACAGAGACAUUAUAUUUGAAAAGCUUCACUUACUGCUCAAAUUGUUAAAUGUUCCAUUCUAUCAUGAAGGCAAAUUAUAAUGUGACUCACUGAAACCAUUUUAGAUGUGUAGAUGGGAGUGUAUGUGUCCUAGGGUCCCUAAACAUUACUCCAGAGUGUGACCUACAGAUAAAGUGAUGACCUGUAUAUUUAUAUUUAGAAAAUACCUGGUAAAUUAUCAAAUUCAUACAACCCAAUAACCUUAUUUCUGAGAAUUAUACAGUAGCUAAUGCACUACUUUUUAUUAACUAACAAAUUGAGGCUUGUUGUUAUUAAUGCACCUUUAGGUUUUGUUUGUGCACAUUUUGCAUAGUAAAUAGAUUAUGGCUAUGUGCUUGAAGCACUGAGGGACAAGAUCCCUAACAGAAGAUAAAUAUUUAAGUGAAGUCAACAAGCAUGGCAUAUGGUGUACUUAAGUUUCUGGAAACUUUGGUAUUUUGUAAACUGUUUUUACCUUAAAAUCACUGAAUCAAACUACAGUAUUUCCUUAAAGGAUAUUAAAAGAAACAGUGGUCAGGAUUGAGUAAACUUGUUUUCUUCAUUGUUAGGCAUAUUGUUUUCAAUGAUUUUUAUCUUUAAAGCACUCCAUAAACAUUUUAUCCAAGCAGUUAAAUGUCCUUCCACACAACUCAGUGUUGAAAAUGGUGAGCCAUUCAUUUACCUUAACUCUUUCUCAUCCAGAUGUCAUCAGUUGUACUACUGGAAUGCCAAACAAUAAAUAAACCCCCUUGCGUAUUGUCUCUUGAAUCAUGUUCUGUAGCCUGAAAAGUCUUAGUUUAUUAUUCUAAGGUUUGAACUAAACUGAAACUUACAAUGCUACACACUGCAGUGAUAUAAUGCCAAAACUGGAAGAAAACACAAAAGUAACAAAUGUAAGUCAAAGCACAGGAUUGUCAACUAAUCUAAAUGUUUUAUUUAUUAUUGGUCGUGCUCUGGAGAUAAGUUGUGGUUUUUGAGCUUUAAAGUCUAAUUCUGAUAACAUACAGUAGCCAUAUACACAGCCCACUGCACGCACAAGAGUAAAACAAACUUUACCUGAGAUACUAGAUCAGAAGAGAAAAACUUUAUAGAAAAUCCACAUUUAUCUUACAUUUGUAAAACAGGAAAAGACAAA
Molecule: messenger RNA, 2406 nt
Organism: Toxotes jaculatrix (banded archerfish)
Lineage: Eukaryota; Metazoa; Chordata; Actinopteri; Toxotidae
Gene: rab9a
Product: RAB9A, member RAS oncogene family
Exons: 3
Coding region: 296-904 (202 amino acids)
Biological process (GO): retrograde transport, endosome to Golgi; Rab protein signal transduction
Cellular component (GO): late endosome; phagocytic vesicle; lysosome
Molecular function (GO): GTP binding; GTPase activity
Source: RefSeq, a predicted model, not a curated record